UGUAACGAACAAACUCGAGAUAAACAACUUAACUCGUUCAUCUUGUUGUUUUAGUACAUUUUAAUUAGAAAUUAAAUUAAAUUAUGGUAUCUUUAUUAAAAAGUUAAAAUGAUCAAUCCCAUAUUAGAAUUGUUCGACGAUCCCGAACGCAAAUUUAUCAAUGUUUGUGCUCCCAUGGUACGCUAUAGCCGACUCCAGUACCGAAAACUAGUUCGUAUGUACGAGUGUGAUUUAUGUUUCACUCCAAUGAUAAUGGCCGAUUCUUAUAUUAAGUCUCCAAAAGCCAGAGCACAUGAAUUUCAAACUGACGAUGGCGAUAGUCCAUUAAUUGUGCAGUUCGGUGCUAACAACUCGUCUGAUUUUGUCGAUGCGUCAGAGAUGAUUAUUUCGCAGUGUGAUGGAGUUGACUUAAAUUGUGGAUGCCCGCAAAAGUGGGCAUUACAAGAAGGAUAUGGAGCAAAUUUGUUGAAAAAUCCUGAAAUUAUCAAGGAUUGUGUAGGCCAGUUACGAAACCGUAUUCCUAUGAAUAAGACUAUAUCCGUAAAAUUAAGAUUGCUAAACGAUAAUAGAAAAAGUGUAGACCUUUGUCGACAAAUAGAAGCUGCUGGCGUAUCUUUCAUAACAGUUCACGGACGUACUCCUCAGCAAAAAAACGAUCCGGUAAAUCUGGAUUGUAUAAAACUCAUUAACGAAUCGACCGACGUCCCGGUUAUUUUCAACGGCGAUGUAAAAAACAUGUCUAGUGCAGUUGCCAUGCACGAAUAUACCGGUUGUAAAGGUAUAAUGAGUGCGAGGGGUAUUUUGCACAAUCCUGGUCUGUUUGCCGGCUACGAAAUUACGCCAGUCUCGGCUAUUCAAAACUGGUUGAACAUACAUCACACCAACUUCUUGUGGUUCCAUCAUCAUUUAGUGUUUAUGUGUGAACAUUUACUCUGUAAAAAAACACGCAAUCAUUUCAACAGUCUUAGAAAUGCCGAGGACGUUGUAUCGUUUUUAGAAGAACAAUUUGAUAUCAAAGACGUACUUCCAAGCAAUAGGACCUUGGGUAAAGGAGCUGGUGGAACGAGUGGCGCGUAUUACGAAAGUCUAGCAGCAGAAAAAGACGACGCAGGACAAACCGAGAACGACGGCUCUGAAAUGGACGGAUUGGACAAUUUAUUUACCUAAUUGGUGCUUGUAAAUUUAGUUGUUAUUGUCAAUUGAUAAUACGUAUGGUUUAAACGUGACCGAAAAAGUAUUUGAAAAAAAUGUUAUUCAUUUGUUUAUUUUUGAAGCUAAUUUUUAAAC
This is a messenger RNA of Adelges cooleyi (spruce gall adelgid), 1287 nucleotides long. It is a transcript of the gene Dus4, whose product is annotated as tRNA-dihydrouridine(20a/20b) synthase [NAD(P)+]-like. Gene Ontology annotation, molecular function: flavin adenine dinucleotide binding; tRNA dihydrouridine synthase activity. NCBI's taxonomy places the organism in Eukaryota, Metazoa, Arthropoda, Insecta, Hemiptera, Adelgidae. The transcript has 6 exons. The coding region runs from base 109 to 1167 and encodes 352 amino acids. The record is from RefSeq and is a predicted model, not a curated record. Gene Ontology annotation, biological process: tRNA processing.